Molecule: messenger RNA, 350 nt
Organism: Paramecium tetraurelia
Lineage: Eukaryota; Ciliophora; Oligohymenophorea; Peniculida; Parameciidae
Exons: 2
Biological process (GO): succinate metabolic process; mitochondrial respiratory chain complex II assembly
Cellular component (GO): mitochondrial intermembrane space; mitochondrion
Source: RefSeq, a predicted model, not a curated record
AUGGAUUAAUUAAAAGGGAUAGGAAUGCAGGUGUUCUAUACAAUAUUAAAGUAACACAGAAGAAAGUUAAGGCCUGAGAUGAGAAUACUGGGAGAUGCUUACGUAAAGGAGGAAUUCAGACAAGCUCACCAAAAAGCAAAUCAAGAACAAUACAUAGAAUUUUUGAAGAGAUGGGCUAUUUACAUUGAGGAAUUGGAUAAAUCAAAACAGAUUGGAAGAGAUUUAACUUCAGAGGAAAAAGCAUUAUUGAAUGAGGAUUAGAUAGACAACUUGGCGAAGCUAAAAGAAUUCUCUAAAUAAUAAAAAUCUGAAUGACAUAUAUGUUUUGAUGUUAAAAAAUUUGCAAAUUA